Eruca vesicaria subsp. sativa (arugula) is the source of this 787-nucleotide messenger RNA. NCBI's taxonomy places the organism in Eukaryota, Viridiplantae, Streptophyta, Magnoliopsida, Brassicales, Brassicaceae. The record is from the annotation of a GenBank genome assembly.
AUGGCCUCUGAGACUGGAGAAAUCACCAUCGUUUGCAACCACUGUGACAGAGACAUUCCAGCACCAAAUAUCGAUCUGCAUCGUGUACAUUGCGCCCGGAAUCUAGAAAAAUGCAUGAUUUGUGGUGAUAUGGUUCCCAAAAAGCAUGCUGAGGAACACUUUUUGAACACGCAUGCUCCGGUACCAUGCUCGAUGUGCAAAGAAACCAUAGACCGUGAGGUUUUUAAUAGUCACACAGAAGAAAUCUGCCCCAAGAGGAUGGUAACGUGUGAGUUCUGUGAUUUUCCACUGCCUGCAGUUGAUCUUGCCGAGCAUCAGGAAGUAUGUGGCAACCGCACGGAACUCUGUUAUCAAUGCAACAGCUAUGUUAGAUUGCGAGAAACAUAUGCCCAUCAAACCAAAUGCCCUGGUUCUGUGCUCAACAAUGUUGAAUCAUCCAGAAGGAUCCCAAGAGCAGCAGAAGGAGAUGGAAACGGCAGGAGGAGAAGAGGUGGCAACGGUGUAUCUAACAAAAGACUGUUCUUCACGAUAGCAAUAACUGGAAUAGCUGUCUUAAUAGGAUCGCUGUUCUUCCAGAGGAAAUCUGAGGGGAGCUAAGCAGAGAGAGAGAGACAUAGCUCGUGUGUAGUUCUGUAAAUUUGCUCAAACUCUCUUCAGACAGAUUCGAGAGAAGAGUUUUUAUACAUUUUAAUGCUUACUGAGACAGAGAUGUUCUUCCCAAAAGAUUGUUUAAGCUGAUCUCCAUGAGACUUUCUUUUGCAUUUGGUUUCAAUAAAAGAGUUUUGAG